UAUCUUUUUCCAUUCACUCCCACUCCCUCACCUUCCAAUUCUCUAUCUCCAUGGCCACUACCUUCUCUUCCAAACCUCAAACACUCUCUCUCGUCUCUUUUGCUCCACUCGCCUCCCAUUUCUCUUCUCGCCGCUGCACCAACUUCCUCCUCGGUUCCACCCGCAGCUUCAGGCCGCCCGGACUUCGUUCGCGACGCCGAUGUCGGAAACUUUCUGGAUUUCAGUUCCGCUCUCACUCUUCCGCCUUCCACCCCGUAGCCUAUCUGGACUCGCAGGUGGCCGUCGUCGUCGCUGCAGUCGUCACAAUCUCUGCUCUUACAAUUGUAUAUUUACGCGUUUCUAGAAAGAGCCCCAAUACCGAGCAGGCACCUGGUGGGCUAGCAGUAGCAUUUCUUCAACAAAUAAGAAAUAAGGUGAGGUUAAUUGUGGAUGAAUUUUUUCGUCCUACAGACACAUGGGAGGAGAAAGCUGAUGGUAAUUUGGAAAGGGAAAUGGCAGAAAUCAGCCAUGAACACGAAACUAUCGUGGAAGUGAUGCAAUUCAGUCAAAAUGGUUCAGUGGGAAGCCUAGUUAAUGAAGUUGAAUCUCCCCAUCUCACUACAUCGACUUCUAAUGUGACUGAUUCUUUAGUCUCAGGAGAAUCUGAAGAUGCUGUCUCAAUAGAUGCAUUACCCACUACUUUUGUGGCAGAAGCACAUAAAGUGCACCUGAUAGAAUAUUUACAAGAAAGUAAGAUCACUACCAACUUGCCCAAGGUUGUAGUCAGUUCAGAUUCUAGUGCUGCAACUGAUUUAGUGGAAAAAGUGGAUGAGAUUGUUAGACCAGAGCAUGAACUCGUUGCUGACAACAAAAUUAGUACUCAUAACAUUUUCUUCAGAGGACCUGCACGGGAAGAACUUUACACAUUCUAUGAGGCUGAGGCAUCUGCUGGAAAUUUGGAAAGUCUAGGAAAUUCAUUUUCUAGUGCAUCCUCUGAAAGGAGAACUUACCUUUCACCCUUUUCAAAAGGCUUGGCAGUUAGUGCAGCAAAAAGUUCCUCGCCAUAUUUUCUUUACCCUGCAGAGAACUCUAAUGUCAAAAGGUCCCCUGGAAAUUACAAAGGUGGUGCAUCUGAGGAAAAGGAAAAAUUGGUAAAAAGGAAGGAAAUUUCCAAUAAGAAGGAAAUAUGCAUUCUACAACCAAAUAGUACCAACAAAUUCUUUCAGUCCCCUGAUCUAAAGGGGAAGAAUGAAUAUAGCAGACAUCAUAUAUCGGAGCAAAUCAGUGCUUAUCAUAAAUUCUUGAGGAAUGGAAGAUUGACAGACUGCAUGCAAAUCCUUGAAGAUAUGGAUGAUGAUGGUUUACUAAAUAUGGACAAAGUUUAUCAUGCGGGUUUUUUCCAAGCUUGUAAAAAUAAAAAAGCUGUUGAGGAAGCUUUUCGUUUCAUGAAACUUAUCCAUAACCCAACAUUAAGCACAUUUAAUAUGCUUUUGUCAGUCUGUGCAAGCUGUCAAGAUCUGGAAGGAGCUUUUCAGGUUCUUCAAUUUGUCCAGGAGGCUGGACUAAAUGCUGAUUGCAAACUCUACACCACUCUUAUAACAACUUGUGCAAAAAGUGGAAAAGUUGACACAAUGUUCGAGGUUUUCCAUGAAAUGGUUAAUGCUGGAGUUGAACCAAAUGUCCAUACAUUUGGUGCACUUAUUGAUGGUUGUGCUAAAGCGGGGCAAGUUGCCAAGGCUUUUGGUGCUUAUGGCAUAAUGAGAUCUAAGAAUGUGAAGCCAGAUCGUGUUGUGUUUAAUGCACUUAUCACAGCAUGUGGUCAAUCUGGAGCAGUGGACCGGGCAUUUGAUGUCUUAGCAGAAAUGAGGGAGGAAACACAUCCUAUAGACCCUGAUCAUAUCACCAUUGGGGCUUUGAUGAAGGCAUGUGCCAAUGCUGGUCAGGUUGAUCGGGCACUAGAUGUUUACAAUAUGAUUCAUGAAUAUAACAUCAAGGGCUGUCCAGAGUUAUACACAAUUGCUGUAAAUAGUUGCAGUCAAAAUGGUGAUUGGGAGUCUGCGUGCAAUGUCUACAGUGAUAUGACCAAGAAAGGCAUUGUUCCAGAUGAGAUGUUCAUCAGUGCAAUGGUAGAUGUUGCAGGGCAUGCUGGUAAACUGGAUACAGCAUUUGAAGUAUUAAAAGAAGCCAGGAACAAAGGAAUAAACACUGGAACAAUUUCAUACAGCUCAUUGAUGGGAGCAUGUUGUAAUACGAAAAACUGGCAGAUGGCCUUGAAGUUGUAUGACGAAAUCAAAGAAAUGAACUUGAAACGAACAGUUUCAAUGAUGAAUGCCCUGGUAACUGCAUUAUGUGAUGCGGAUCAAUUACAGAAAGCUCUGACUGUUUUAUUUGAGAUGAAGAGAGAGGGGCUACCCCCAAACAGCAUUACAUACUCCACAUUGUUGGUGGCAAGUGAAAAGACAGAUGAUCUAGAUACUGGCCUCAUGCUUCUGUCUCAGGCAAAAAAGAAUGGUGUUGCACCUAGCCUUAUUAUGUGCAGGUGCCUAAUUGCUAUGUGCUUAAGGCGGUUUCAGAAGGCUUGUACACUUGGUGAGCCUGUUUUGGCUUACAACUCAGUGCAGCUACAGCUUAACAGCAAAUGGACAUCACUGGCCUUGAUGAUCUACCGAGAAACAAUUGCUGGUGUGGCACCCACAAUGGAAGAACUUUCACUAGUUUUGGGUUGCUUACAGCUUCCUCGCAAUGCAAGCUUAAAAGAACAACUUGUUGAGAAUCUUGUGUUUACUGUUGAUGCAUCAAAAGGUUCGAACUUGUGCUCAUUGGUUGAUGGAUUUGGGGAAUAUGAUCCCCGUGCAUUUCAAUUGCUCGAGGAGGCUGCUUCACUUGGAGUUAUACCUUUGCCUUCUCUUAAAAGUAGUCCAAUUGUUGUUGAUGUGAGAGAUUCACAGAUUCAUACAGCUGAGGUUUACCUUUUGGCGGUUUUAAGAGGUCUCAAGCAUCGCCUGGCUGCUGGUGUUAAGAUCCCAAAUAUCGCUAUUUUAUUACCUGUGGAGGAGUCACAGUUGCAGACUCCUGCUGGGGAGAAAACAAUUAAAUUUGCUGGAAGGAUAAGCCAGACAGUUGCUGCACUGUUGAGGAGGCUUGGAUUACCUUACAUAGGCAAUGAAUCACAUGGUAAAAUUCGAAUAAAUGGUGUUUCUGUGAAGAGGUGGUUGCAGCCCAAGGUUGACCCUCCAUUUGGUUGGAAACGAACAGAUCUGAGCUUGUCCGAGACACGCCUAGGUAAAGGAAUAGCUCAUCAACAGAGAAAAAUUCGUACUGGCUAUCUGUCCUUAGAGUAGAAAGUUUCGGGAGAAUAAUGCCAAGUGGGAAAUGCAUUUCCACAACAAUCUGGUGUUCUGGCUUAAAUAGCUGUGCUCUUGGCACAUUCUGCAACUAGCAGAUGUAGUCUGAGUGUGCUAUUGUUGACAAAGGACAGUGUCUUGCGGCAGUGCUAACACUAAGGCAAUUUUGACUGAGAAAUCAAGUGGGAUUCUAGAAAUUGUGAAUGGUUUUUUUUUUUUUUUUUUCCUUGUGUAAUUUACUUUUGAUGUUAAAAUAGAAAUUAAUAAAUGCUAAUAAAAUAUAUAGUGUGGUUGCGAUUGCUGUGAAA
Molecule: messenger RNA, 3631 nt
Organism: Ipomoea triloba (trilobed morning glory)
Lineage: Eukaryota; Viridiplantae; Streptophyta; Magnoliopsida; Solanales; Convolvulaceae
Product: pentatricopeptide repeat-containing protein MRL1, chloroplastic
Exons: 19
Coding region: 51-3320 (1089 amino acids)
Molecular function (GO): protein binding
Source: RefSeq, a predicted model, not a curated record